UAUCUUGUAUCUUACGACCAAAGUAUCUUGCCCAUCCCUGAUAAUUAUUUACUUAAUAAUUGGCAACUUGACCGGUAAUAAGUAAGUACUAAAGUGAUAAUAGGAUGAACUGGAUUUUACCAUUUUCGCCGCUUUGAAGAAGCAAAUGACUGCUUUAAUAUAGAUCUGUAUCUGUUAAUAACCACUUUAUUAGCAAGUCGGCUAAAAUUAUGUCUGCAAUUAUCCAUACUACAAGUAUUUUGAGGAAUGACAAUUGAUUUGUAUGACCACUUUUGACUCGUAUCGUCUGUUAAGAAACUGCUGUUAAUUUGAUGACUACGUACACAAAUAUAUUCUGUACACCGUUUAUAAAGUAAUAUUUUUAAAUUACCAUUAAUAUCACUAAUCAGUUACAUAUGUAUUUUAUAAAGUGUUAAACCUGUUGCAUAAUGAAGUACACUCUAACUAAUUUGGUACCACAGUGCCCUAUUUUUAGGCAAGCAUUACGGAGGCGUUUCGUCACCAAGAAAAAAAAUCCUUGGUUAAAACUCAUCCACGAUACAGCUUUCACAUAAAACACAAUGUACAUUUUUAUUACCUCAACAAUAUUUUUUUUGUAGAAAGUAUUAAUUUUUUGGUAACGACGACAUAUGCUUUUAGCACUUUAUUUGUUAUCUUGUAUACCUGCGUAGGUACUUGUUUCUCCUUGGUGAGACUACGUCUACUUAAUCACUUCUCCAAAUUAGAGGACUGUAGUACCCCCGAGGGUGACAAUUUGUCUAUUAAUUAUUUAGAGUGUAGCACAAAGCAGAUUGACACAUUUUUAUUAAAUCGUAUCAGGUAAUAACCAGCAUUUUGACGAUGCAUGUGAAAUAUAGUAAAGUUACAUAAUGAAAACUAGAAAUACGACUCUUUUGUCAAAUUAAUUAACACGUUAAAAACGAUAGUAAUAACAUCAAUCGUUUGUACAUAAAUAUGCACUGUUGGCCAGACUACUUAAUAAAACAUCAUUUUUGUGUAAUUGUUUCUUUAUGUAAAUCUUCUAUUUUGCCUUAUUGAAAUAUAAACAUAUCCAGUUUUUCCUAGAUUCACGACUUACACAACUUAUUGCACACCUCGGUCACAGGGUAAAAAUAAACAGCAAUUUGCACUACACCACGUUUUACGUUCAACUCAACACUGACGUCAAGUUGAAAACAUACAAAAACGCUGCGUUUUUUAAUCAUUAAGAUUUAUUUAGUCGAACAGAGACUACUCAAUUCUUGACUACUUACGUAUUUAUCCACAUCAUGAGGAAAGUAAAGAUAGCAACAUUGCCAGAAAAUGGUCAACAAGAAAACUUGUCGGACGGAAGCAUGGAGAAAGUUACGGUGGUCAUCGACACAAAAAGAGACGAGAAAAAUAAAACUACAAGCGGAGAGGAAAUUAAUAGAAAUAAUACGAUUUAUUACGACCGAGUUGUAAAACAGGAUGGAUCAUUCAACUUUAGAAAUUCACAUGUGCAACAUAGACACAAGAAAUUUAUGGUCGAUAUUUUCACAACUUUAUUAGAAGAAAUCAGGUGGAGAUGGACAGUACUCGGAUUCUUUGUGGUGUACCUGAUGUCAUUUGUUUGUUUCGGGACGUGUUGGUAUCUAAUUUUGUACAUGCAUGACGACCCACGCCAUUUCGGCGACCCCAACUGGACCCCUUGCAUCACCGGGAUGCAGAACUUAACUUCCGCCGUCUUAUUCAGUAUUGAAACCCAGCAAACGAUUGGGUACGGUUAUUACCACGUGACGGAGGAAUGUCCCCUGGCGGGAGUCUUGCUCUUCGUGCAAACCGUGUGGGGCGUCAUCCUCGAGGGAACCGUGGUGGGGCUCGUCUUCAUAAAAAUGUCACGUGCCAAACAGCGCAGUGAGACUAUUAUGUUCAGCAAGAAUGCCGUCUUGACGAUGCGGGAUGGUGUAAUGAACUUCAUGUUCAGGAUUGGAGAUAUGCGAAGCACGCACCUUUGCGAAGCGCACGUUAGAGCGCAACUAAUCCGCAAGCGGAGAACACCAGAGGGCGAAAUUAUAAAUUACGCACCUCAAGAACUUGCCGUUGGAGGUGAUGGAGAACUUGGAAGCACAAUUUUACUCUUUUGGCCGACCAUGAUUGUUCAUCCGGUUACUUGUGACAGUCCAUUAUUCGACAUUGUCCAAGAUUUCCACGAGUAUGACGAAGAAUCUUUUGAAAUAAUUGUGAUCCUGGAGGGAAUUGUUCCGUCCACGGGAAAUUGUACGCAGGCCAGAUCAUCUUAUCUACCUUCCGAGAUUUUAUGGAAACAACAGUUUGAAGCGAUAUCAUGUACAAAAUCACGUUCCGGCGAACGAGUCAUUGAUUACGCAAAUUUCCAUAAAACAAUUCCCAGCACUAUUUUGAACAAACGGAUGUCCAUCUUUCAACAUUCUGACGAUGUUAAGGAACCCCUGCGCAAGAGGGGUUCAAUUUUCCAGCAAUUACGUGGAAUAACCCCGGCGUAGAUUUGUAAUCUCGCUUUUCACUUAAUCAACGUCUUUAAAUGCAAAUGCAGAACAUUUGUUAUCAAACUCGAAGUGCUAGAUGGCAUUCAUAUCUAUAGCCUCGUCAGAAAUAUGAUUCUACGACGUAACAAUAUGAUUGCCUGCAUACAUAUAUAUUAUCUUAUCAUGCUGGAUUAUACAUAUGUAUGCCUGAGCGAUUGUUAAUGAAGUACGCUUUCAAAAAACAAACGAAAGCAGUAUGUAUAAAGUGCUCAUUUCGCUCUACAAUUUACUCAUACAUAUCAAUUGUGUAAAAGAUUUAAAAGUUAUUAAUAAAUAAUUUAGUACAAUGCCAUUUCGGCCA
This is a messenger RNA of Folsomia candida, 2826 nucleotides long. Its product is annotated as G protein-activated inward rectifier potassium channel 2. Gene Ontology annotation, biological process: potassium ion import across plasma membrane; regulation of monoatomic ion transmembrane transport. Bases 1269 to 2483 code for a protein of 404 amino acids. Gene Ontology annotation, molecular function: inward rectifier potassium channel activity. Gene Ontology annotation, cellular component: plasma membrane. The transcript is spliced from 6 exons. NCBI's taxonomy places the organism in Eukaryota, Metazoa, Arthropoda, Collembola, Entomobryomorpha, Isotomidae. The record is from RefSeq and is a predicted model, not a curated record.